Molecule: messenger RNA, 1830 nt
Organism: Seminavis robusta
Lineage: Eukaryota; Bacillariophyta; Bacillariophyceae; Naviculales; Naviculaceae
Source: the annotation of a GenBank genome assembly
AUGAUGAAUACUUUUACACACACGCCUACUCCGAGCCUCACCAUGGCUCGGUCGCUGCCACAAGGAGUGGACGAGCUGAAUCAAAUGGGUCCCUUUGAUCUGUUUCGCAGCCAAAUGGAAGCUGGAUCCGCGGAAGCCAAGGUGGACGCCAUGAAGCGCUUGGGCGUGGUCGCUUGUGCCAUGGGAUCCGAUGCUACACUGCAAAGUUUGGUGCCCUACUUGUCCAAUGUGGCCAUGAAGCAGCCUCCGCAUGAAGAUGAGCUUCUUCUGAUCCUCUCGAGUGAACUGAAAGGAUUGGUGCCCAACCUCAUCAACAACGCUCUCCCAUUACUUCCCAUCUUUGAACGACUAGCAGCUGUAGAAGAGACCGUUGUCAGAGACGAAGCCGUCAAAGGAUUGAAUCACGUCAUGGAUUACAUAAAAGAAACAAACCUCAUGGUCGCAAUGGCCAAACGGCUUGUCGGAGCAGAUUGGUUCACACCCAAAGUAUCGGCCGCCGGAGUCAUGGCCAAAAUCUACCAAAGGGCACAGGAUUCCGAGUUGCUCAGUCUGUACAAGGAACUCUCCACCGAUGAUACACCCAUGGUCCGACGUGGCGCCGCCAAAAGCUUGGGACAAUUCCUGGAGCAAGUGGGGUAUGAAAAGGGAAAGGAUUUCCUUCCCGUCAUGCAGCAACUGUGUCGAGAUGAACAGGAUUCCGUUCGAUUGCUCGCUUCUGCAGCCUUGGCCAAUGUAGGAGAAUCCUUUGGAAAGCAUCCAGAGUGGACCGCACAGAACUACUUGCCAAUUUUGAAAGAUGGAUCCACCGAUAUGAGUUGGAGAGUUCGUCACAAUGUCGCAAAAACAUUCUCCGAGUCAGCUACCAAUCUUGGAAUACAAGGCAAUCCACGAUUUGUAAAUGAACAAACUAUGGUCAUGGCCUGCUUUGUACUCCUCCUGACGGAUGCCGAAGCAGAAGUGCGGGCCGCGGCCGUCGGACACUUUGCUAGGAUGGUCCACUGGGGUGGCUCUGGACUCUUCUCGACUCAUUUGCAACCGUUACUGCCCGCACUCGCGGAUGAUGUCGUCAUGGAGGUUCGCUCCAAAUGUGCCAUGGCCUUGAUGGAUUCCUCGCAAGGAGGAACCUUGGAGGAUGCCCUCAUUCUACAGGCCUUUGGACCCCUCGUAGAGUCUUUCUUACAAGAUGAAUUUCAUGAAGUCCAGUUGCAAGUCCUCACCAAUCUUCACAAGAUGGCCCAUCUCUUGAACGGAAUGAGCGGUGUCGUCACUUCGAUUAUCAACAUGUCCAAAGCCACAAAUUGGAGAGUCCGCGAAGCUGUGGCCAAGUUAUUGCCCCACUUAGCGGAAGCCAGAGGGCUCGAAUUCUUUGCCACAGUUUUGUUAGAACCUGCGUGGUUGACCUUGUUGCUGGAUCCCGUCGCAAGCGUGAGAAUGGCUUGUGUGCUUGGUAUGCCAUACCUUACCAAGGUCGCUGGACAAGAUUGGAUCAUCCAGCAUGUCUUGCCCCAACAUGUUCGUUUGUAUAAUAUGGCACAGUCAACAUAUUUGGUGCGUAUCACUAUUUUGAGGGCUCACACCGAAACUGCUGUCGCGGUGAAGUCGGGAAAUCUUUGGAACGACAGUGUCCUACAGAUACUUCGGGGUUUGACGGAUAAGGUGGCCAAUGUCAGGAUGGUGUCAGCAGCAGGUCUCGCUAGAAUCGUGGAAGAUGGCGACCAAGCCAUCGUGCAGGCUCAAAUCAUCCCCGCCCUGGAAAAGAGAAACCAAGAGGAGGAAGACGAAGAUUGUCGGCUGGUAUAUCAAGAAGCUUUGUCAAGAGCGGGUAAAUAG